ACGCCUCAAACAAGUUUGAAACAUAGGAAGGAAAAAUAUUUAUUUAAAAACAGAGACAAGGGCGCUAAAUACAAACAUACCAACAGAAUAAAAUGUGAAAAAAAUUAAUGACUAAAGCAUCUCUAUUGAGCAGAUUUUUUUCCCGGUGAAUACAAGCGAGAAUGGCCCCUCGUCUGCAGCUGGAGAAAGCCGCUUGGCGAUGGGUCGACACAGUGAGACCAGAGGACAUAACGCAGGAGCACAUCGAGUUGGCGUACCGUAUUGCCGUGCCGGCGUGUAAGAGGGGAACAUGCAGGAGGAACUGCAAAGGCAACCCGAAUUGUCUCGUUGGAAUCGGGGAACAAUCGUGGCUGGGAGAGAUCGACGAAAACACUUUUCACAACAUCGAUGACCCGAAUUCUGAAAGAAGAGACAAGAACACGUUUGUGGGCCUGACGAAUCUCGGUGCCACGUGUUACGUGAACACUUUCCUCCAGGUAUGGUUCCACAACCUGGAGCUGCGCCAGAUGCUUUACCAGUGUCACAACACCCGAGCUGAGGUGUACAACACAGAGUCAGCCACGGAUUAUGAGCCGAAGACGAUAUGUGAACACCUGCAGUACCUGUUCGCUUUGCUGCAGAACAGCAACAGGAGGUACAUCGACCCCUCGGGUUUGGUGAAAGCACUGGGACUCGAUACGGGGCAACAGCAGGAUGCACAGGAGUUUUCCAAACUCUUUCUUUCACUCCUGGAAGACACCCUGUCCAAGCAGAAGGAUCCAAACCUCCAAAACGUGAUUCAGCAGCAGUUCUGUGGACAGUUUUCUUAUGUUACUGUAUGUAACCAGUGCGGACGAUCGUCUGCUUUACCGUCUCGGUUUUACGAGCUGGAGCUGAAUAUUCAAGGACACAAAAACCUGACGGAGUGCGUCACCGAGUUCCUCAAGGAGGAGAAAUUAGACGGGGAUAACCGCUACUUCUGCGAGAGCUGUCAGAGCAAACAGUGCGCCACGCGUCGGAUUAAGCUCCACAGUCUGCCGCGGACGCUCAACCUUCAGCUCAUGCGCUUUGUGUUUGAUAGGCAGUCUGGUCAUAAGAAGAAGCUCAACACUUAUAUUAGUUUUCCAGAGGUCCUCGACAUGAGCCCGUUUUUGGAAGGAAAAGACGAGAAGUGUAUGUACGAGCUAAGCGCUGUGCUGAUUCACCGCGGCGUGAGUGCCUACUCCGGCCACUACAUCGCUCACGUACGUGACGCUCGCACCAACGACUGGUACAAGUUCAACGACGAGGAGAUUGAGAAGAUGGAGGGCAAGAAGCUCCAGUUGGGCAUCGAGGAGGAUCUAGCUGAAACUGUGAAGUCGCAGACCCGGAAACCCAAAUAUAGCAAAGGCUUUCACUGUUCGAGAAACGCGUAUAUGUUGGUGUAUAAACGUCAGGAACAGCAGAUGGACCAAACCCAGACCAGCGUGGAGGUGCCAGCCUUCCUCCAGAAGCUUGUGGACCAGGACAAUAAGAAAUUUGAGGAAUGGUGUAGCGAGAUGUCAGAUAUGAGGAAACAGAGCGUGGACAAGGGCAAAGCCAAACACGUGGAGGUCAAGGAGCUCUAUGAGCUGUUACCUCCUCGAGAGGGUGAGCCAUACGAGUUUGUCCCUGUAGAGUGGUUGAAAAAAUGGCUGGAUGACUCGACAGCCAUCAAAGAGAUCGACAACAGCCAUUUCCUGUGCUCUCAUGGAAAGCUGCACCCAGACCGCCUGAACGAGGCCAAGAGGAUUUCCCACGGCGCUGCUGAGAUCCUGUUUAGUCGCUAUGGUGGAGGACCCAGAGUAGAUGGUUCAUUUCUGUGUAGAGAGUGCGUGGCUCGACGGUGUCGUGUCCUCAGACUUAAAAACCAACUCAAUGAAGAUUAUAGAGAAGUGACCAACCUCGCCAAGGCUCAGCUGAAGAGCAAUGAAGACGGUUUCUGGAUCGGGAAGGCGUCUCUGAGGCAGUGGAGGCAGUUGGCUCUGGAGCAGCUGGAGGAGGAGGAAGAGGAGACCAAACAUAGUGACUGCAAAACAAAUGGGGAAAAUUCCACAUGUGCAAAAGACAGCGGGAAGGAGAACGACAGAGACGACGACGAGAUGAAGAGUUUCAAUGAAGACAUUCUCUGCUCUCACGGUGGUCUGAGUAUUCAGGAGAGUGAGAGGCGGCUUGUGACAGGUGAGGUCUGGGACAAGCUGAAGGUUUAUUUCCCCAAAGCGCCAGAGUUCACGCAGCAACAGGAGCCCUGCCAGCAGUGCAUGAGGUUAGAGAGGGAGGGUAAAGAGAACGAGGCUCUGAAUCGAAUGAUGGCCAACGAGCAGAAGAGCUCACUCCUCAAUCUUUUCCAUGAUAAGAAUCGUCCUUCACUGCAGAAGUGGCCCCAGGACACCGAUAUUCUGUACAUUGUGCCGUUGUUCUUUGUCGAUGAGUGGAGGAAAUUUAUCAGGAAGCCGACCAAGUCAAACCCGGUGUCCAGCAUUGGAAACAGCAUCCUGCUGUGCCCUCAUGGAGGCUUCAUGUUCACCUACGACUCCUUGCUCCAGGGAGAUGCCCAGCAUGUAGCUCUGCUCUGGCCUGCUGAAUGGGAUGUGAUCUGCAGGCUGUUCUUGGUGGACCAGCCCAUCUCCAUAUGCAGGAUCCACGACACAGCGCAAGACAACGGGAACGUGCAGUACCACACUGAGCCUGAGCUUUGUCGAGAAUGUCGUGAAGGCUUCAUAUUCCAGCAGCAGAGGGACUUGCGGGAGUACGCUCAGGCCACUGUCUAUGUGCGCAAAGUCAUCGACAGCAAAAAGAUGAUUAAAGAGGCUGCUCCUGAGUUCGGUAUGAGUGGAUCUGAAGCAGAGGAUGAAAGAGAAGAGCCGAAAAUAGAAGGAGAAAAAGACCCAGACUUCAAUCAGUCUGAGGAUGGAGCAAAGCGGCAGAAGCUGAGUGAAGCGAGUCCUGCCGUUGCCAUCUCUUCCUCCUCCUCUUCCUGCUCCUCCUCGUCCGCCGCCACCGCUGCUGCUGCUGCAGCUGCUGCUGCUGUGGGGAAAUCAGGGAUUCGGCGGAGCAUGCGACACAGGAAGCUGCGUGGGGAGAAAGCACUCAUCGUCUCCGCCAACCAGACCCUGAAGGAACUCAAGAUCCAGAUCAUGCACGCCUUCUCUGUCGCGCCCUUUGACCAAAACCUGUCCAUAGAUGGCCGAUCUUUAACCGACGACUCGGCCACCCUAGGAAGCCUUGGAGUCUUUCCAGAAAGCAUUAUAUGUCUAAAGGCUGAUGAACCAAUCGCAGAUUACGCAGCUAUGGAUGAUGCGUACCAAGUCUGUUUGCCUGAAGAAGGAUUUAAAGGUACCGGACUACUAGGACACUGACAGAGCCUCUGGAUGUGGAAGAACAUCGACAGCAUCCGUGUGAAAUAAAAAGAAAAAAAGCUUGAAUUAGACCCAGAAGUUGACUGAGAGAAUAAAGUCAAAUUUGUUUAGAGUCUGGUAUUUUUAUUUGUUUGUUUGCCUUGUAACUUUGUAAAGUUGCAAUUCCUUCAAAACAGUCUGUCUUUUGCUUUAAAAAAAAAAAAGAAAA
Messenger RNA from Hemibagrus wyckioides, 3564 nucleotides. RefSeq names its product ubiquitin specific peptidase 48 (gene usp48). Gene Ontology annotation, biological process: protein deubiquitination. The record is from RefSeq and is a predicted model, not a curated record. Gene Ontology annotation, cellular component: cytosol; nucleus. The coding region runs from base 162 to 3356 and encodes 1064 amino acids. Gene Ontology annotation, molecular function: cysteine-type deubiquitinase activity; protein binding; cysteine-type endopeptidase activity. NCBI's taxonomy places the organism in Eukaryota, Metazoa, Chordata, Actinopteri, Siluriformes, Bagridae. The transcript is spliced from 28 exons.